UGUUUACUAAGGCUUUUCAAGUGCUUGGGUUUGGCUUCAGUGGAUGCUGAUUGGUGAUACAACCUUGAUAUUAAGGUUAUCAAACGUGAUCACUAUUGAAAGCUGAAAGUAUCCCAGUUCUCACUCCAAAAACAUAUUCAAGACCAAGUCGCUACAUGUGACGCUGCUAUUUAACAGAUUUAAAGUGAGCUUUCAACAGAACCGCCGAUACUACGUGCAAGAAAUGACGAUGAACCAUCAUGGCUCUGCCUCUACUGAAAAAACAGCAACACAUAAUACUUUGAUAUACGAGACGRUUAUUCCUCCAGUGAUAAGUAGCAGGGAACUACGACAAACAUUGCGACAAAACAAGCAAGAUACUUCAGCAACAGCAACGCCACCUUAUACUGAAGCUGGUCUCUCUAAGGGUGUGGUCAUCGCAAGUAGCAUUGUGGCAUUUAUAGGUGUUGUUGCAGUUGUACUUGUAAUAGUUGUCUUAGUAAAACGAUGGAAAACAAUAAGGAAAAGACGCAGCAAUAUCCGAACAGUUAGAAGUAAUACGCAACUAUCUUUCGAUAACUUGAGCUAUGUCGGUGAAGGUCGACGUAACUCGGUUUAUAACGAAGUUGAUAUGACAGACUUUGAGAUCAUGCGCACUAGAGUUGUGACGUCAAUCAAGAGAAAGGUGUCGGCAUUCUCGGCCAAAGCCAAGGACCAGGAUUCACGAACAAUAAACUGUGGAAGGCUGUCUAUCAUUGAGACCAAAUAUGAGCAUUCCACCUUAGAUUUGGGGGAAAUAGUUCAAACCUUUCAAGUAUGAAAAUGGUAUGAUUUUACAUGACGACAUAGUUAAUAAAGGGAUGACGACAAAGACCAUGCGAUCACAUCGAAAGCGCAUACGUUGAAGCUAAUUUAAUGUUAUUGGUAUAUUGAAGGA
Molecule: messenger RNA, 916 nt
Organism: Exaiptasia diaphana
Lineage: Eukaryota; Metazoa; Cnidaria; Anthozoa; Actiniaria; Aiptasiidae
Exons: 4
Coding region: 224-799 (191 amino acids)
Source: RefSeq, a predicted model, not a curated record